AUGGCCAGCAAUAGGCGGAGUACGUGCUGUAGCGAAACGGCCUUGGGAACACCGUUUGGCAACGUCGAGGACAUAGAUGCAUUUUGCGGCGAGGAUUUCGACGUCAGCACUUGGCUGAACCAAUCUUACGAACGAACUGGCGGCAACAAAGAGGCGUUCGUUUCGUCGCUCGUCUCCAAGAUGCAACUCUACGUUCAGCAUACAAACGUGGCGCUCGAGCAGACGGGUGGCCUAGUGCUUAAGAACGUCCCGCAGGUGAUCCACAACGCAAACAUGCUGCAGAUUGAGACGGGACUGCUGAAGCAGCGCAUGAGCCAGGUACAGCGAGAAAUUUCGCACCUACAUGCCGAGACGGGCGAUUGCAUGGCUAGCCUGGAGAGGCUGGAUUCCGUCAAGGGCCGCCUGCAGAGUUCUAGGCAGUGUUUGCAAGAGGCGGACGGUUGGGGCAAAUUGGCCGGAGAGCUGGAUGAUUUGUUGGAGCGAUCGGACAUUGAUGCGGCCAGCAGCAAAUUGUUUUCGCUCCAGAAAUCGCUGGCCGCGCAGGUUGGUCUGCACGGACAGUCGGAGCGCGAAGGUCAGGUGGAGUACUUCAAGAAUCGCCUGGAAGCCCUGAUCAGCCCGUCGGUUGUGGCCGCGUUGCGCUCCCUAGACGGGGCCGCCUGUCGACGGUACGUCGGAAUUUUCGAGGGAAUCGGCCGGUUGGAUCAGUACCGGCAGUACUACCGGACGGUGCUCAAGAGCUUCGUUCACGAGCACUGGCGCAAUGCGGUCGAGGGCAGCGAAAGCGGUGGGUCGGACGUGCUGAAAGAGUUUUACGAUCUGUUGCUUGAGCUGCUGAAAACGCAUCUCCGUUGGUGUGGCCAAACGUUCGGCGCUGUCACUGAAUGUGUCCUAGCCAUCGCCGAUGCGCUCGAAAAUCUCGAACCAACACGCGAAAGCGUUGUUCGUAGUGCACUCAAGCGUUCGAGCGACAAGUUUUGGACGUUGAAGCAAUUCGCCCACGUGAACGUGGCCGCCGGUGGCCAGAUGGAGCUGUGGGCACGCGGGGGUCCACAGCAAGAAGUGAGCAAGUGCACCGACGAAUCCGUUCUGGAUCGGCUCUCGGGUGCAAUGUUCACUUAUUUUGGCAUAUUCCUCAAAGAGUAUCCGACACUGGAAAACGCGCACCUGGAAGCGGCAUUGCAGAACCUGACGAUCGUUGGCACGACACCGUCGGACAGUGUCCACAACCUCGAAAGUGCCAACACGAAGGUCAUUCGCUGGACAACGGAAGCUCUGACACGGUGCGAAGAAAUUACGCAGAACUGUGCUCUUCUGUCGCUCGGAAGCGUCCUGCAGAACUAUCUGGUGGCCUAUCUGGAUCAUUACAAUCGCUGCCAAAAGCACCUGGCCGCCAGUCAGCAGAAUCAGACUGACUGGAAUUUGCUGCAACUGAGCGUCGUACUCCUACAGUGUCUCGGAACAUUCCGCCAGACCGUGCAGGAAGCGGAGCAAACAUUCGUCCGCAGUGUACUGGCCAAACAGAGCCAAAUGGCCACGGGUAAAGCUGUAGCGCGCUUCGCUUACCGCCUGCAAACGAAGGGCGACGCGAAUGAGUUGGAAAAAUUGGCCACCACAUUCCAGCAAACCAUGGCCGACGGAUCGGGCUCGACCGUGGAGUACUUUGCCGAGUUCCACGAGCGCAUGAAGCGGACGUGUGAAGACAUUCACGAUACGCUCCUGCGCAUCGCUUUUUCGCCCAUCACAAACCACCUUAAGCAACUGGAAGCGAACGGAAGCGGCACCGUGGGAGCAUCAUCUAUGCCGGCCGACAGCUUGCCCGACUUCAGCUACGCCCCGCAAGAAUACAUCACCCUCAUUUGUCAGUAUUUGCUGACCCUACCGCAACAUCUCGAACCACUGCUGUUUGCGCCGGCUCCCGUUCUAAAGGCAGUGCUCGAAGUAGCGGACACUCGGUACACCUCGAGCCGUCCCUGUGCCGAUGUGUUUCUCGCGCUGAUCGUCGAAGAAUCGGAAGCGUUGUACGUGGAGCAGAUCGAGAACAUUUGCUCGCUUGCCCCAUCCGAAGCGAAGCAACUGGCCACCGAUAUUGAAUACUUUGGCAGUGUGCUGGAGGAAAUGGGACAAUCGCUGGGCAACAAUCUGCAACAGACGGUCAAACUAUUGCGGGCGCCCCUGGAAUCGUACUCUGCCGCGGCUGCUGGCUGUGAUCCAAUGUUGGUGGCAGCCAUCCGACAAAAGCGAAACCUCGUUUCUUGCUGAGGGUGAUGCCGAGAUAGAAGUAGAAUAUAUUACAUUGGUUCAUUCCCUGCGUAGAACGUCGGGCCUUCAACAGCUUCAGCCGAAAACACGAAAACAAGGAAUUUAUACGAGACAUUUUCAGCACGUUGAAUUUUAUUAAUGACCUCCUUAACAUUUGCUACCCGUUCGCGGCGCGCCUUUCUUUCGCUGCUGCUGCCAUUUCAUCAAUAUGUACAGUAUUAAUUACAGAAACACGCUUCGCUAGCUGCUGUGCACAGAAGAAAUUACUAACACGGGCGUCCGGAACGUUCUAAAACAUUUUUUUUCUCUCAUCGACGAUCCGGAUCAGUAAUGGAUCAUGAAUUAUUUUGCAAUUGUUUUGUCACCAUAACACAUAUUGAGGCGUUCAGCAAACCGUUCCACCGUUCUCUGAGCCAAGUUGGCCUUCAAACAGAUCAGAGAUGAACAAUUUGACGAUCGAUGACGAUCGUGAGUUCUUCUUCCAUGGAGAAAACCGUCUUAAAACGUGCCCUUGCACGAGCUGCCUGUGACUUAGAAACACCCGGUCGGACAUUGGCGCUGGAUAGAAUCUGCGGGUGGCCGCACGUACAGCUUGCUAAACCUAUUUGAUCAGUGAGUUUAAUUUUUCGUAGUUUUUCGUGACGCUUGCGAACGACAAUAUCGGCCCGCUUAUCGGAAGGUACAGAAGAAUAUUUUUAAAAGAUGUCACGAGUUUAAACUAUUCCGCUCAGUACGAAAGCGUUUCAAGAUUUGGCUUAAAAAAUAAGUCGUUUUCUGAUGCUAACGACAGCAGGUGUACAGAAGCUUCAAACAGAAACAUGGUCACCGGAAUGCGAAUGAACUAUUCACAGUGAUGCAUUAAAUUAUACAAGC
Molecule: messenger RNA, 3135 nt
Organism: Anopheles cruzii
Lineage: Eukaryota; Metazoa; Arthropoda; Insecta; Diptera; Culicidae
Gene: Cog7
Product: conserved oligomeric Golgi complex subunit 7
Exons: 3
Coding region: 1-2262 (753 amino acids)
Biological process (GO): intracellular protein transport; retrograde vesicle-mediated transport, Golgi to endoplasmic reticulum; Golgi organization
Cellular component (GO): COG complex
Source: RefSeq, a predicted model, not a curated record